AAUAAACAAUGGCAGGGCAUGCUUUGGCAAAUUUGGAAGAAAUCUCUUUAUCAUCGGGAUUGUGAAUUUUGAAAGGAUAGGAAAUAUAGUAGAUAUAUUAAGCUAUCUGCCCUUUCCUUUUUCGAAACAACUACUUCUAGCCUAACUUACCUCACCUCACCUCAUCACCAACCCUCUCUCUUAACUCAACAUCUUACGAAAUAUCCACGGAUAAAUUAUACAAUACAAUCAAUCAUACACUACCAUCAAUUCACUUUAUUAAAAUCACCUCACAAACUUAACAUCUUACAUCCAAUCAACAAUCCUCCCCCUUACACCUCCAUCACCAACUUCGAGUCUCCAAUUUCAACCAUCAACUACAUUUACCUCAUACCAAACACCAACCCACAAACACAAAUCUCCCUACAAAAUAUCACUGCAACAAAACCCCCACAAUAAACAUGUUCUCCAACCUCGCCUACCUCCUAACCUCCAAAUCCAUCACCCUCUACAUCCUCUACACAUUACACGUCAUGCUAGGCACGUCUCUCGUCUUCACGGCUCUGUAUACCUACGGUCUGCAUUCGAGUAAAGCGAUGGCACGGGCUGCUGCACUCGAGGCCUCAAUGCAAGCUAGUGGUAAUAGUGGGUGUGGAAUUUCGGCAAUUGGAAAUGGAAGUGCGGUGGAAUUUGAAGAUGAUAUAGAUAGUGAGGUGCAUGGGAUGGAUAUUGCGAUUGGUGGGUUGGAUGGGAUGAGGAAGGUUGGGAGUGUGGUUGAUUUGAGUACGAGUAGAGUGGGGUGGGAAAAUGAAAGUGUGGGUUUGGGGUUUGAGGGUGCGGAAUUGGGGAUGGAGAGGACGGGAGUUAGGUUUAGGGAGAUUUGUUAUUCUUCGCGUGGGAAAGAGGGGUUGCAGGUUGAUGGGUCUGUGUCUAUGAUGGGUGGUAGGGGAAUAUCUGUUGAAAUUUCUUGAGAAGGAGCUCGAGUUGGGUGUUGAGUGUUGAGUGUUGGGGGAUAUGGUUGUGUUUUAUGAUUUACUACCUACCUGGGUAUUUAUUCGUAUUAGGCGGUUAUGGGGACUGAAGAGCUGCUAUGGGAGCAAUGAUGAAUGAAUGAUAAUGAUCGGCAUUGAUGUCAUGGAACAGGGCGGAACAUUACGGAUACGAUGGAUCCGGCGGAAAGGAAGAAGAAGAAGGAAACGAGAAAUGAUGAUGAGGAAUGAGGAGUGAUGGAGUUGCGAUGUCUGCUUGUUUAUGCUUAUGCUUAUGAUUAU
Molecule: messenger RNA, 1250 nt
Organism: Sclerotinia trifoliorum
Lineage: Eukaryota; Fungi; Ascomycota; Leotiomycetes; Helotiales; Sclerotiniaceae
Source: the annotation of a GenBank genome assembly